Sus scrofa (pig) is the source of this 936-nucleotide messenger RNA. Its product is annotated as olfactory receptor 9Q1-like. Gene Ontology annotation, biological process: G protein-coupled receptor signaling pathway. Gene Ontology annotation, cellular component: membrane. Gene Ontology annotation, molecular function: olfactory receptor activity; G protein-coupled receptor activity. NCBI's taxonomy places the organism in Eukaryota, Metazoa, Chordata, Mammalia, Artiodactyla, Suidae. The record is from RefSeq and is a predicted model, not a curated record.
AUGGCAGAGAAGAACUUCACCUUGGUGACUGAAUUCCUCCUGAUCGCAUUCACUGACUGUCCUGAAAGGGCACUGCCUCUCUUCCUCCUGUUUCUAUUUAUCUAUCUCACCACCCUUUGGGGGAACUUGGGCAUGAUUAUCCUGAUCCGCGUGGAUCUCCGGCUCCACACCCCAAUGUACUUCCUUCUGAGUCACCUCUCGUUCAUGGACAUCUGCUACUCAUCCGUCACCGUGCCUCAGAUGAUGGCCGUGUUGCUGGAGCAUGGGGUGGCUCUAUCCUACACACGCUGUGUCACCCAGUUCUUCCUCUUCACCUUCUUCGGCUCCAUUGACUGCUACCUCCUGGCCCUCAUGGCGUAUGACCGCUACCUGGCCGUGUGCCGACCCCUGCUCUACGUCACCAUCAUGACGCAGAAGGCCCGGUUGGGUUUUGUGGGUGGGGCUUACGUCGCGGGUGUCUUCAGCGCCUUGGUUCGCACGGUCUCAGCUUUCACGCUCUCCUUCUGUGGAACCAAUGAGAUCGACUUCAUUUUCUGUGACCUCCCUCCCCUCUUAAAGCUGACCUGUGGGGACAGCUACACUCAGGAAGUGGUAAUUAUUGUGUUUGCCAUUUUUGUCAUCCCGGCCUGCAUGGUGGUGAUUUUAGUGUCCUACUUGCUUAUCAUCCUGGCUAUUUUGAGGAUCCCCUCCGUGGGAGGCAGGGCCAAGACCUUCUCUACCUGUGCCUCCCACCUCACCUCCGUGUCACUCUUCUUUGGGACCCUCAUCUUCAUGUAUCUGAGAGAUAAAUCCGGCCAGUCCACUGAGGAAGAUCGGGUGGUGUCUGUGUUUUACACCGCAGUGAUCCCCAUGUUGAACCCCCUCAUCUACAGCCUGAGGAACAAAGAAGUGAAGGAGGCCCUGAAGAAAGCUCUUAACAGAGCCAGGCUGUCCUAG